Messenger RNA from Saccharomycopsis crataegensis, 450 nucleotides. RefSeq names its product ubiquitin-conjugating enzyme E2. The transcript is spliced from 2 exons. The record is from RefSeq and is a predicted model, not a curated record. Lineage: Eukaryota; Fungi; Ascomycota; Saccharomycetes; Ascoideales; Saccharomycopsidaceae. Bases 1 to 450 code for a protein of 149 amino acids.
AUGGCAUACAAAAGAAGAUUGUUGAAGGAAAUGCAGACCCUUUUGGACCUCUCGAUUCCAGGGUUGAAAUUCAUCCCUACCGAAGAUGGGAUCAAUCAUUGGUACGUCGAUAUCAAUAUUGUUGAUAAUCCAAUAUAUGAUCCCGCCCAUGCUUUCCGCCUUGAGAUUGUUGCGGGAGAUGAGUAUCCCAUCGAGCCACCAAUGGUGAAGUUCAUUGGCCAGGAAAUCCCACUUCAUCCUCAUGUGUAUAGCAAUGGUCAUAUUUGCUUGAAUAUUUUGGGAGAUGGUUGGACCCCGGCACAAUCGAUAAGAUCAAUUGCCCUAUCGAUUCAAUCGAUGUUACAAGGAAACACUAAAAAUGAACGUCCACCAGAUGAUGAAAGGUACAUUUCCCAUGCUCCUCAAAAUCCACGCUCGCUGGGUUGGGUGUACCAUGAUGAUAAUGUUUGA